This is a messenger RNA of Rhizophagus irregularis DAOM 181602=DAOM 197198, 2649 nucleotides long. RefSeq lists its product as uncharacterized. Gene Ontology annotation, biological process: maturation of SSU-rRNA from tricistronic rRNA transcript (SSU-rRNA, 5.8S rRNA, LSU-rRNA). Gene Ontology annotation, molecular function: U3 snoRNA binding; rRNA binding. The record is from RefSeq and is a predicted model, not a curated record. Gene Ontology annotation, cellular component: small-subunit processome; nucleolus. NCBI's taxonomy places the organism in Eukaryota, Fungi, Glomeromycota, Glomeromycetes, Glomerales, Glomeraceae.
CAACUUUUUUCAUUGCCCUCUUUUAUUUAUAUUAAUAUUCUGGUUACACCAAUUUGACAAAUAUGAAAAUGAUUUUCGUCCAGAUUAUCUCAAAUGUGAAGCGACCACUAUAAUAUGUUAAAUAUGAAACGAAAAGUGAAUUCUCUUGCAAAAAAAAGGAACAAGAAAAAUAAGUUGACGAAAAAGGAUUGGAAGUCACUAGAAGAGUAUGGUACUCUAAAUCCUAUUGAGUUGGAAGAGAGCGAAGAAGAAGAAAAUCUUUCAAAGAGAGUGUUUACGGAAGAUCAAUUAGAUGAAGGGAUAAAACGAGAAGAGUAUGAUAAAAUGACAUAUGAUGCAUCUGAUGAUGCAUCUGAUGAUGAUGAUGAUGAUGAAAAUGAUGAAAACGCUGAGGAUAUAUAUUUAGAUAAACCUAAUUCUUCUUAUAGAAAACUUGUUGGAUUAUUACAAGUUAAUAAAAAACGAAAAGUGGAUAAAAUGAAAAAAGAGAACGUGGACAUUAAUAAAACGGAUAAAGUUGAUGUCGCUAAGAGUGAUUUAGGAAAUAAAGAAGUAGAGAUGAAAUAUGAAAGUGGUUUACAACAAGAAAGUGGAAGAAAUAAAAAGGACAAUGGAGAAAAAAAGGAAAGAGAAAGAGAAGGAAAAGAUGAAGAAGAGGAACAAGGAAAAGCCGAAGGAAGUAGUAAUGAAGAUGACGAAAGGGAGGAUGAGGAGAACGAAAAAGACGAAUUUGAAAAUCAUUUUGGAGAUCAACAAAAAAGACAACAGAUAUUAAAUAGCAAAGUAACAAUGAUUGAACAAAAACAAUGGAAGUUAAUAAAUUAUGAAAAUGCAUCUUUAAAACAAGUUAGUAAAUAUAUACUCAAUGAUGACGGUGAGAAGGGUGAUGAUGAAAAUAACAAAUCGAAUAUCGAAUUAUUAAAGAUCAGACCGAAGUUAUUAGAAACUUGGAAAAAAGUUAAUAAAGUUAAUAAUAGUAACGAUAUAUUCACCGAUUUACAGUGGCAUUUAUUCCAACAAUUUAAUAAAUACCAAGACGUAUUAUAUACGAAUAGAAAUAUAGAAAAUUCAUUCGAGUUAAGAUAUAUUUACGCUUUACAUGCCUUAAACCAUAUUUAUAAGGUUAGAAAUCGUAUAUUAAAGAAUAAUGAGAAAUUAAAUAAGGCGCAUGCAGCUGGUAAAGACAUCGAUGAAAUAAGGGAUCAAGGAUUUACAAGGCCGAAAGUGUUGAUUUUAUUACCAUUUCGUAAUUCCGCUAUGAGCUUGGCAGAAAUAUUAAUAAAAUUAUCAGGGACUGAUCAACAAGAAAAUCAAAACCGAUUUUUUGAGUCUUAUGGAAUAACACCUGAACAAGAAAAAAUUGAUCUAAAGAAACCGGCCGAUUUUUUGGAGACAUUUAAAGGGAAUAUUGAUGAUAUGUUUAGAAUUGGAAUUAAGUUUACAAGAAAGUCUAUGAAAUUUUAUGCUGAAUUCUAUAGUGCAGAUAUUAUAAUUGCGUCUCCUUUAGGAUUAAGAAUGAUAAUAGGAACUGAGGGGGACAAGAAAAGAGAUUUUGAUUUUCUUUCGUCAAUUGAAGUGAUUAUAGUCGAUCAAUGUGAUACACUCUUAAUGCAAAAUUGGGAUCAUGUCGAACAUAUAUUUAGUCACAUGAACUUGAUCCCGCAGAAAUCACAUGAUUGUGAUUUCUCACGUGUAAAGAACUGGUAUCUAGAUGGAAGAGCACGAUAUCUAAGACAGACUAUCAUACUCUCUGAUUAUUUGACACCGGAAAUCAACAUGUUAUUUAACAAACAAAUGAAUAAUGUUGAUGGGAAAAUGAAAAUUAAACAUCACCAUCAAGGAACAAUAUUAGAUGUCAAUGUGAAAAAUAUUCGACAGAUAUUUACACGAAUUGAAUGUAAUUCAUUAUCAGAAAUAGAUGAUAUAAGGUUCAAAUAUUUCAUUGAAAAGAUAUUACCUAAAACAAGAAAAAUGAAUUUAUCACAUGUAAUGAUUUUCAUACCAUCAUAUUUUGACUUUGUAAGACUAAGAAACUAUUUUGAAGAAAAUACUAUUUCAUUUACGUCCAUCAGCGAAUAUACGAAUGUUUCUGAUGUUACAAGAGCACGUACUUAUUUUCUUAACGGAAAAAAAAAUUAUUUAUUGUAUACGGAAAGAUUUCAUUUUUUUAGAAGACACCAUAUGAAAGGAAUACAUCAUGUUAUAUUUUAUGCUUUACCAGAUCACGCUCAUUUCUAUUCAGAACUUUUAAAUUCUAUACAAUCCUCUUCUUCUGACAAGAAUUCAAACGAAAAGAUUACAAUUAAUGUGAUAUUUUCAAAAUAUGAUAAAUUGAGAUUGGAAAGAGUUGUCGGGAGUGGUAAAGUCAGUAAAAUAUUACAAGGAGAAAAGAAGAUUUACACGUUUAGUUAACCAAGAAGUGCUUGAGAGAAAAUAUUAUUGUUUGAUAGAACUUUUAUGAUGAUAUAAUUCUUGAUAGUAAUACAAAAUCUUUUAGUAUGGUACUAUGUAUUUACGCUAUUCAAUGAACCAUUUUUUUUGCAUUUUUUAUAUAUUAAGCGUUUUUCGAAUUUCGAUGAUAAAUGAUAAUAUUUAACACCUAAUUCACAAAUAAAGGUUAAAAUAUCAUCACUUAAAUGUAAGACGUCA